AUGAAUGAUAUAGACAUAGAAGACUACCACAGGAAUAUACUGCAAGAACUGAACGCAGUCGAAGAGGAGGGAGAAAUAUCCUUGUCUAUAUUUCUAAACGACUUAAUAGAUAUCGACAUAGAAUCAAAUUUUAAUUUCAGCUACCAAGUGGUGAGUCGUGUGAUGCAAAUAUGUGUGAAUUCGCUAAACAGUAAUUUGAUCACAUUGGCAGAUGCGUGCAUGCACUUUAUGCGUUAUAGCAUAUGUAGGUGCGUAAAAUUGGAAGAAGAAAUUAAUGAGUCCUUCUUCGACAGCAUCAACACGAUAGUGAAAAUAUGUCUUAACAUGAGAUAUUUUAUCGACAACAGAUCUUUGUUGUUUCAAAGAGCAUUCCUAUCUCUCAUCAUCGAGUUGGAUAAAAGUUUUCCCGAAUUCAUGAUUCUAUGGAAAGGCUACAAAACGGAGAUGUGUACAUUCCUCACCUCCCUACUGCAUCUUAUUUCCUUUCACUUAACUCUCCUAAAUGAUCUUUUAAAAGAAUUCAAAAAAGAUGAAAAAUUAAAUUGUAACAGGUACAUGCAUGUCGGGUGCUCCAGGAUCAAGAUCAUCGAAAUUGCCUUCAAUUUGCUUUUGAAAAUGUUUAAAGAGAUCAGAGAAAUUCCCUUUAUUUCUUCUCUCAUUGAUUAUGUGAACUUGAUUGUUGAUACAUACGAUCACAUACCAGACGUAGAAAUUAAAAAGAAAAUUUUGUCUCUCUGUAAAUGUCUAUAUAGCAGCAACCAGGAUGGAAGUCGGACCCAUUUGGCGUCCGUCCCAGAACUGACAAAUUUGCUAGGCAGGAAGAGGAACAACUAUUUGGCACUAACCAAGGAGAAAGACAUAAACAUGAGUUACCUGCGUAAUUGCUCCUAUAUCUACGUGUCAGAAAGCCACCUGUCCAUCAGCACAUUUAGCGCCACCGACGGGGAGCAGACAAACGUAACAAACGGAUCCACUACUCACACUAACCAUGGGGAUGCCUCCACUGAGCAGAGUGAUGGUGUCUCCGCCAGUAUUCCGAAGAACAAAGUCGUUUUAACUCCCAAUGGGUUCAAGGGAUGUUUGCUGCUGAACUUUUUCUAUGCUUACUUUUACAACACCCAAAAUAAAUUGCUCAUCGUUUUGUGCUACAACCAAGUGAAGGUGCGCAAGGACCCCGGGGGGAAGAUGCUCAUUUUUCGUUGCUCGCGGAUGGACGCGCUUGGCGCACUGUCAAACAAGCUGCGGACACAGUACGAAGGACGCCUCCUGGAUCACAUAGAUAUUUGCGUAAAGUUUCGUUCAGAGUCGAUUAAGAAUAAAAUGUUUGAUGUAAUUUCGGAGGUAAUUUCUAUUGAGAGUAAGGAACCUGAAAACGGUAAAGAGAUGAAGGACGAGUCGGAUGAGAUCCGUCUUCGGGAAGGGGUUCCGCACGAGACAAAGCUGAAAGGAGAAAACAAACGUGCGAAUAGUUCCGACGACGACGACUCAGACAGUCGUACCUACUGUGUCAGUGGGGAUGAAAUAAACGAAGAAGAAAAAUUGAAACGUAGGAAAGUAAGCUUUGCCUCGAUGAAGGAAAUAUGCCUAAUGGACUAUCGCACGUCAAUGGGAACGAAAACCUUACUCCUGGAUGAAUCCCUAAAUGAGAUGGACAGACAGGACGAUGAGGGAGUCUCCGAUUUGACGGAUGAACAGGACAAGAAGAUACCGAUUGCUCCGGAGGAAGCUACUAGAUGCCCAAGUGUGGAUACGGCCAACUCAUUAGGGGGGUUGCAUACUGAAGAGGAGGACAUGAUCCACACAGAUGGAGUAAGCGAAGUAGGGGGGGUGAUGGAGGUAGAUGGCACUCUUGACCCCAAGGGGGAAGAAAGUGGUGAAUCACAUGGAGGAAUGCUGACCAAGGUGAGCUACGCAACGACGAAGGAUUUGGAGCACGCGUAUGAUGUAGAAGGCGAGGGUGUUAUUCUCGAGGAUGAUGAUUUGUUUGCAGAGAACCCACUAUGUUGUGUACUGUCGGAGCACGGGAAAAACCUCGGCGAAGGGAGUAAACUGGCAAAUGUCAAACAGAUACACCAAUUGAAAUGUAGCAAGGGGGUAAAAGAAGUAAACGGAUCUGAGAACCCACUGAAUGAGUUAUUCAUUCUGUCGGAUAUAAAUAAAAUGUGCGAACAAGUUUCCAUUGGGAAAAGAAGCCAAGAGGUGGAGAAUGAUGAUGAUGAUGAUCGGGUAAAUGUGGGUAACCACCUCGAAGAAGGAAAUGAUCAAGCAUCUAUAAAUAUACACCCGAUUUGUUUCACAGAUGAUGAGAAGAAGCUACUGCUCAUUGAUCCUUCCACAAAAUUAGAUAAAGGUAAAGAAAAUUCGAGAAGGAAGAACAAAUCUGAUGGUAGUUAUUUCCCACAGAGGAGCUACAGCCAUGGCAACAUCCCUCAAGGGAUGGAAAAACAAAAGGUAGAAAAUUGCCCUCCUUACGAUAUAAAAGAAUUUAUGAUUAAAAAUGGGAUUGAGGAAGAUAUAGCAGAGGAAGGAGAUCCUGGAUGUGAUGCUUUAGGAAGCUUCCUGACGACUGAUCUGUGGAAGGGAAGAAAUAAUAAGGUUGGCAACAGCACCCUCAAAUCGCCACCCGAAAUAGUUAAACAGUUACUCAAUUAUAGCGCGAAUCAGAAACCCGAUGAUGAGAACAUACAAAGUUUGGCAAAGGCACAAGUGAACGACACACUGGGGGUGACGCAGCGGGAGGACCUGCAAGGGAACUUACGUCGCAUUGAUCACAGAGUGUUGUAUAAUCGAGAAGAGGGGGAUAGGACUAGACAAAGGGUAAAGGAAGAGGAAACUGAUAAUAUAAGCAGUUGUAUUAUACAGGACGGGCGAGGCUAUCGAGGGGGCGUCGCUGUAAAUUUGGACGAAAGGGAUACUCUUACAGAUGAGAAAUCUCCAGUUGGAGAGUGUCGAGGGAGAAAAGGCCACGACGAAAGAGGGACGGGGGAAUACUCCCAAGUGGUAAACAUUGAAGGAGAGGAUGAAGCGAGUAACGAAAUGAUUUUACGUGACAACCCGAUGGGGGGAGAAAUGAACAGCGUGGAAAACAGCACCAUCAUUCGCGGAGGCAGCAGUUGCAGGGAACAUCCUUUUGGAAAUGAAUCCUCGAGGAUAAGGGUGAAGUCCGCCGUGAAAGAAAUACACCAUAUCGACAAACCCAGCUCAAGUUGCAAAAGUAAAAAAAGAAUCGCAACAAAUGAAAUCAACAGAGGGAACGAAAUAUCCUGCACGAUGAAUGAGUACACAGCAAAAAAUAGCCACCCCGAUUCGCCCUAUCCAGUGAAAAAAUCAAAAUAUAAUUACCAUGACCCAAAACUUUUAAAUUUGCUAAAAAAUGAAGAAAACCUGGACAAGUUAAGUGCUAAAUACUUGAUUAAAGCUUAUACAAUAAUUCAGUAUAAUCGGAGAAACACACACAUACAAAUAGCUGAUUGUUUCCGAAGUGUAAGGAAAGAAAUUACGACAUCGUUUGAGUGCAUUAACAGCAAGUACGUAGCUUGGUUAAAAGAAUUGCAACAGAAAUUUUCUGGGAGACUUGAGCGGAUUGUUUCAAGACACUCUUACAUGCUCCUGAUUAAUAAGAGGCGGACAAGACAAAUUAAUAUAGAAACACUACCCACCCCCAUCGACCUCCAAAUUAUUUCCACUAAAAUGAAUACACUACAGGAUACGCUUAACAUAGUGCAAAGAACUAUGGAGGAUAAAAUUAAAAAUAUGCAAAUUUUGAUGGCGUACAAGGAGAGUGAUGUUUAUACUUCUUCCCUUUCGCUGAAUACCCUCCUGUCCCGGUGCUCCACGCAGCGCCUAAGGGAGGGCGUUGGCGACAAGCAAGGUGGUGGUACAGAACAAAGCGGAGGUGAGAUGUGA
Plasmodium knowlesi strain H is the source of this 3906-nucleotide messenger RNA. RefSeq names its product conserved Plasmodium protein, unknown function. Bases 1 to 3906 code for a protein of 1301 amino acids. Lineage: Eukaryota; Apicomplexa; Aconoidasida; Haemosporida; Plasmodiidae. The record is from RefSeq and is a predicted model, not a curated record. The transcript is spliced from 2 exons.